Messenger RNA from Drosophila ficusphila, 797 nucleotides. RefSeq lists its product as uncharacterized. The coding region runs from base 140 to 580 and encodes 146 amino acids. NCBI's taxonomy places the organism in Eukaryota, Metazoa, Arthropoda, Insecta, Diptera, Drosophilidae. The record is from RefSeq and is a predicted model, not a curated record. The transcript has 3 exons.
UUAAAAAUGAUUUUAGCUUAUUUUCAUUUCUUCUUUUUAAUAUCUUUUAUUUAUUUAUUUUAGAUAUGUAUUUCUGACGUAGCGCUACCAAGACAUCCCAAACAUAAAAAAAAACAUAAUACAUUUUCACAUUGAGAAGAUGAAUUACAAACCCGCAGAAAUGCAAAGUAUCGAUAAGGCUAAAAACUAUUUCUCUGAAAGUGGAAUCCUAGGACCAACGAAUUUUGAAAGUUCGCGUGACUUGAUUCGCAAAACUUCCACCAUCCACAAUAAUACAACUCUAAAAAAUCAGAUACGAAAUACAUCAGUGUGUCUCCGGUCAAGAGUGUCUAAAGACAAAAGUGCAACAAAAAGUUACGACGAUUCCCUAAUUUUGCUUCAAAAUGAAAUUUGUAAUAUAAAAAAUAUUUUAGUCCAUGGUGACACUAAAAUUAUAGUACUGCGUACUGAAAUUGGUAAACUUAAGCAAGCACUUCAAGCAAUCAUAAACGUCCAAAAGGAAGACCGAAACUGCUCUCCUGAAAUCGUUAAGAGAGUUUAUAAUCCGACGCCAAGUCCUUGUUUAUUUUGCCAGCCAUAAAUAUUUUCACAAAUGAAGGAAGCAAAAAAAUAAACUGAGUAACAUACCAGAGACCAGAGAGAAUGGCAAAGCAAAAUAUUGUUGUUUAUACUUGUUAUUUAUGUAAUGAUAGCGUAUUAUAUUCAAUAGGUCGUUUUUAUAAUGUAGUAGGCUUUCUAAAAUAGCUUAAAAAAUUAGUUUCAUAGAAAUAAAAGAAAAUAAAUUUACCCCUAAAGUA